Molecule: messenger RNA, 2127 nt
Organism: Heterostelium album PN500
Lineage: Eukaryota; Evosea; Eumycetozoa; Acytosteliales; Acytosteliaceae
Gene: mgp1
Product: RhoGAP domain-containing protein
Exons: 6
Coding region: 1-2127 (708 amino acids)
Biological process (GO): signal transduction
Cellular component (GO): cytoplasm
Molecular function (GO): GTPase activator activity
Source: RefSeq, a predicted model, not a curated record
AUGUCAACAACAUUAUCGAAAAGUGGUGAGAGUAUGUUGAAAUCAAGUAAUUCAUUGUUGUCAUCGGAAGGUUUCGCAGUGGAUAGCGACGAUGAAGUUGGAAAUAUUACCGGUAGUCAGCAGAGUCCCGAUAAGAAGUUAUCGUUUGCACAAGACAUGUGGGAAGGUUUCGAUUUACUGUGUAAACGAACUGAAUACGGUAUAGAGCAAUGCAAAGAGUUACUAGAUUUCUUCAAGAAGAGAGCUGCUCUCGAAGAGAGAUAUGCAAAAAGUGUAGUGGAUCAUUUUUCGAAAUUUAAAUUAAAAGAUGAAACUGAUUCAUUUCAAAGAGGAUUCCUUUGUAUUUCAGUAUUAAGUGAAUCUGAAUCAAACAUUCAUAAAUCAUUUGCACAGAAUUUGAUUAAUAAUCUUUGUCAUCCAUUCACUGCACUUGUUAAAGAGAUGGAACAAAAGAGAAAGAAUUUGGUAAAUGAAGGAUUGAAACUUAGAAACGAUUAUAAAGAUUCAUUGGAAGCAGUUAGAAAGGCACACCAGAAAUAUGAGAAAUUCUGUAAGGAAACAGAGUCUGCCAAGAUCGAAUUGAUUUCAAUGCUCGAGAAGGAGACUGAAGUAGAUGGUCCCUCGAUUAAAGUGCAGACCUUGGAGAAGAAGGUUGCCAAGUGUGAGGCAACCGCUAUCGUUGCCGAAGAGGAGUAUAAGAAUCAAAUCAAAGAGACCAACGAGUUCAUCUAUGGUUACUAUCAAACAAAGAUGAUGGAUAGUUUGAAUGAAUUUGAACAAUUUGAAUCAAUGAGAAUGCAAUUUAUAAAGAGUAAUAUAAAGAAUUAUAUGGGAUUGAUGCUUGAGACUCCGAGUGCAUUGGAGGUCGAACUGAACAAUGGAUGUAAACAAACUGAUUGGAUCGAUCCAGAGUUGGAUAUUCAGACAUUUAUAAAGAAUCAUACGACGCCAAGAAAGUUGAUUCCACCAUUCCAAUUCGAACCCUAUGUCGAAGGCAAAUUGAUUUCUCUCAACAGCAGCUCCAGUGGUAUACAACAACAGGCAUCGUCUCCACCCACCGCCAAAGUAUCUUCAUUCAAAGACAACAUUCUUGGAUUCUUUAAUAAAACCAAUAUACUAACAUUAAAGAGAGAUGAAAAUCCACUUCAUAGCUCUCAAUCAAUUCCAUUGCAUCCGAUUUUCGGUACUGAUUUGGAAGAGUUGAUGGAUCAACAAAAGAAAGAUUUCCCACAGAUUGAUAUACCAUUGAUUCUUAUCAACUUUAUACAGACUCUGUUGAAACUGAAUGCAUUGGAGACUGAAGGAAUCUUUAGAAUGUCACCACCACACACCCAACUUCAACAGGAGAAACAAAAGUUGGACGAAGGUGGUGGAUUGGAUCAUAUUCAAGAUGUUCAUUUAGUAGCUUCACUUUUGAAACAUUGGUUAAGAGAUCUUCCAAAUCCAAUUAUUUCAUCUGCUAUUUAUGAUGAAAUUAUUGAAACACCUCUAAACGCUUGGAAUAUAAUUGAGACAGGUAUACCAUUGUUACAUCAAAGAGUUUUAAGAUAUUUGAUAGACUUUUUCGUCGAGUUGAACGAACCGGAAUUCGCUGCACAAACCAAGAUGGAUUGUCAUAGUCUUGCUGUUGUAAUGGCACCAGUUCUCAUCAGAUCAAACAUCAACGAUCCACAGGUAGCACUUGAAAACUCAAAGAGGGAGGUUAAAGUUGUGGAAUGUAUGAUUGUCGAUUCACUCAAUAAAAAGAAGGAACAAGAGUUGAUUCAACAAGAGAAAGUUAGAAGUAGAAGUUCAACACCAAUCAACUUCCCAUUCCAACCAAUAGCUAAUAACAAUAACAAUGAUAGUGAAAACAAUAAUAAUAAUAGUAACAGUAACAGUAGUAAUAACAAUAGUAGUACUAGUAACCUUAAUAACAGUAAACAAGAUGAAUCCAAUAAUAUUCCAUCGAGAAAUACCAGUACUUUAUCAUUUGGAAACAGUGAUACAUUUUCAGUUUCGAAAUCAGACUCUGAUCCAGUGCUUGUAGAAUCCGAAGAGUUCCAUGACCAUGACCACGACGAAUUUAGAGAGUUCAUUCAAGUAUCCAAUGAUUCCAACCAAUCAUUAAGCAGCGAUGAUUCAUGA